AUUUCUGCUGCUCUGUGUGCAUCGUAAUUUGUAGUGCUCCAUCUCGGAGGCGAAAAUCAUGUGAAAAAGCGCCCCAAACGGUACCGAAUCAGCAGAAAAUGGCAACCCAAAAGCCAGGCGAAUGGGCCAAUUCGCUACUGGUGCGCUUCGAGGAGCAGCUACCGUACCGAACCGUCCAGUAUGGAACCCAGGCACGACUUACCAUCGAUCAGACCAUGAACUGUUUGAUACAGAUUUCCCGUUACCGGUUUUCGUUGGUGAUUUCCGGUCUCACGAAAAUGCUGCAACGGAUGAAUGAAAUCUUCUACAUUUUACAGUUUCAGCCACCGGCCUGCAGAGGACACGAACCGGACCGGUGCAGUUACGAUUCGUUGAUUGUUAUUUUGGAAACGUUGGAACGCUGUCUGUCCGAGCAGUCGAAAGAUACGGCCCGCUUCGAGGAGGCAAUGAAUGUGAAGCUAUUGCUACGUGAGAUUUGUCAGUUUAUAGACGUACAAAACGAGAACAAUCAGAAUGCAGCUUCGCUGAAAGCUCUUGCCUCCAAGGUGCUCUACGCGCUGUCGCAGAACCAUUUCGGAGCGGUGUUCAAUCGUAUUUCGGCUCGCCUACAGGAACUGAGUACGUGUUCGGAGGAAAAUCCGGAUUACAGCGACAUAGAACUGAUUCAGCAUAUCGAUUUGGAUGUGAAUCGUUUGACGAAGCUGCUGACGGAGACAAUUCAAAAGUUUAAAUCUUUGAAAAAAUCGGCUCAUUUCAUACUGCUGAACUCCCUGGAAAAGGCACUGUGGAAUUGGAUUGAGUUUCACCCGAAGGAGUUUGAGGAUUUGCAGCGCAACCCGAACGAUGAGCUGUCCAAGGGUUGCGAGACAUUUUUCGACAUUUUGGAUUCGUACGCCGAGAACAAGAAAGCUCGUUCGGUCGUGUGGCCACUGCAGAUUAUGCUGCUGGUGUUGAGUCCCAAGGUGCUGGAGGAGAUUGUGAAUGCGGAUUCGGGGGCCCCGUGUUCGCCGCGGCAUCUGAAGAAGAAACAUUUUAUGGAAGGAAUCAAAAAGGGCCUGGGAGCUCACGCAUCCUCGAAACAGUCGACGGAAUCGGCCGCCAUUGCGUGUGUUAAGCUGUGCAAAGCUUCCACCUACAUCAACAUCAACGAUUCGAACAAUGUUACGUUCCAGUUGGUGCAGAGUAUUAUCAACGAUUUGAAGGCACUGCUGUUUAACCCAGCCAAACCGUUUUCCCGUGGGCAAGGGUUCAACUUUCAGGAUAUUGAUCUGAUGAUCGAUUGCUGGGUGUCCUGUUUUCGAAUUAAACCACACAACAACGAAGCCCUGAAGGUUUGUCUGAGCUUAAAUUCGCCGCCGGCUUAUCACUUCGUGAUCGUUAGUUCACUGUUGAAAAUCGUAACCCAAGCUAGACUGCCGUGGUGGCCACAGAUUGAUUUGGUUUAUGCCCGUUCCGGUGAGCUGAGGGCAUUGUUUACCGACACGUUGAACAAGGCAACGCAGGGUUACAUCGCUCAUACGCCGCUAAGGAUGAUCACUUCGUUGACGCUCAAAUCCAAGGACGCCCAAAGUCGCUUGACUCGACCGGAUGAAGGUCCGGCCCAUAAAGCUUUGCUUCUGUUGAUGGUUCGGCUGAUUCACGCCGAUCCGAUGUUGCUGUUGAAUAGUUUGGGCAAAGCCGGCCACGAAGUACAGAGUUCAACGCUGGAAUUGAUCAACGGUCUUGUGUCGUUGGUUCAUCAACCGACGAUGCCCGAUGUGGCACAGGAAGCUAUGGAGGCCCUACUAGCAUUGCAUUCUCCGGAUAAAAUCGAAGUCUGGAAUCCGGAAGCUCCCAUCAACACCUUCUGGGACGUUAGCUCGCAGGUGCUGUUUUCGAUCUCGCAGAAACUGAUCCAACAUCAAAUCGCCAACUACACCGACGUGUUGAAGUGGUUACGUGAAAUUCUGAUCUGUCGAAAUACGUUCCUUCAGCGGCACAAGGAUUAUGCCAACGUGGGCAGUCAGAUUGCCAUUUGCCGGCAAGCGCACAUCAAACUGGAGGUGGUGUUUUUCAUGUACCUCUGGUCGGUGGAUUUGGAUGCCGUCAUGGUUUCGCUGUCUUGCUUCGGACUACUCUGCGAGGAAGCCGAAAUACGGUCCGGUUCGGAUGAACUGACCGUGGUUUGCAUCCUGGCGAAUUACCAUCUGUACCAGGAACUUUCGCAUACGUCGAGCACGUUGACAACGCAGAACGUGGAGUCCCGGUACAAUUUCUACGAACACACGCAGGGCAGGGCGGCUCUACAGAAAAACAUUAUGUCGUUACUGAGAAAAAUCGAACACUGCGUCAAUGGCGUACAGCCGGCUUGGGAGGAAACGUUCCGCAACUGGGAGGUAACUUCGAAGCUGUUGCAAAACUAUCCCAAGGGAAAACCGGAGGAAGGCCAGGCGGAAGUGUUUCAUCGUAGCAUGGGCAAACGACGGGCCAGUCAUCAAAGUUCGGAGCACGAUUUGGAGGAACAGAUUACCGAGUGGGCCAAUAUGACGUGGUUUUUACUGGCCCUCGGAGGUGUUUGUCUGCAGAAACCUCGUAUGCAGCGUGUCACGCAGAGUAGCCAAAUGUUACCGAUUGGGGUCAGCGGUCCAUCGUUGAUGCAGUCGACCACUUCGCUGUCCAGUUCCAGUUCGGGCCGUGGUUCGAUGCAUCCGAUUAUGGGCACCCUGGUGUCGUCGAUUGGAGGUGGCAGUCAGGACGUGCAGUACUGUCCGGUGACGCAGUUUAUCGGCCAGUUGCUUCGGUUGUUGGUGUGCAAUAACGAGAAGUUUGGUCCGCAGAUUCAGAAACACGUGAAAGAGCUGGUCGGGCAGGAAAUGUCCGCCCAACUGUACCCAAUUCUGUUCGAUCAGAUUCGGGCGAUCGUGGAGAAGUUCUUCGACCAGCAGGGACAGGUCGUGGUGACGGACAUCAACACGCAGUUCAUCGAACAUACGAUUUACAUCAUGAAGUCGGUGUUGGACGGCCGGCAGAGUAAGGAUCAGAACGAUCAACCAUCGAAUGCGGAACAUUUGGGUGUGACAAGCAUUGAGAACCUGAUGUUGGCGAUUGUGCGAUAUGUCCGUCAUCUGGACAUGACCGUGCACGCGAUCCACAUCAAAACCAAACUGUGUCAGUUGGUUGAGGUUAUGAUGAAGCGUCGGGAUGACUUGGCGUUCCGACAGGAGAUGAAAUUCCGAAACAAGCUGGUCGAAUACUUGACGGAUUGGGUGAUGGGAACGUCGCAUCAAAUAGCACCUCCGAGCUCGGGAGAUGUGACCAUCAUAACCCGUGACCUCGAUCAAGCCUGUAUGGAAGCGGUGGCGGCUCUUCUGCGUGGUCUACCACUGCAACCGGAGGAAUCCGAUCGGGGUGAUCUGAUGGAUGCCAAAAGUGCACUGUUUCUGAAGUACUUUACACUGUUUAUGAAUCUACUGAACGAUUGCGUGGACGGUUCGGAAGCCGAUAAAGAUACAAACAAUCCACCGUUGCUUCCACCGCGACCGCGGGUAGCUGCCGGGAAGUUGACGGCCCUUCGGAAUGCUACCAUUCAAGCAAUGUCCAAUUUGCUGAGUGCCAACAUCGACUCCGGGCUGAUGCAUUCGAUUGAUCUGGGUUAUAAUCCCGAUCUUCAGACAAGGGCUGCCUUUAUGGAAGUGUUGACUCAAAUUCUUCAACAGGGUACCGAAUUUGACACUCUGGCCGAAUCGGUUAUGGCCGAUCGGUUCGAGCAGUUGGUUCAGUUGGUGACCAUGAUCAGUGACAAGGGGGAACUACCGAUCGCUAUGGCACUGGCAUCGGUCGUAACAACAUCCCAGAUGGAUGAACUUGCCCGGGUUCUGGUGACCCUGUUCGAUGCCAAACACUUGCUGUCUCCCCUCCUAUGGAACAUGUUCUACCGAGAGGUUGAAGUUUCCGACUGUAUGCAAACUUUGUUCCGUGGAAAUUCACUCGGCAGUAAAAUCAUGGCGUUCUGUUUCAAGAUCUACGGAGCCAGCUACCUGCAGGGCUUGCUGGAACCUCUGAUCCGUCCCCUGCUGGAGGAUCCCGUUACCAGUUUCGAGGUAGAUCCGGCUCGUUUGGAAACCAACGAAGACAUCGAAGUGAACCGGAAGAAUCUGAUCGCCCUAACGCAGAAGGUUUUCGAUGCCAUCGUCAACUCGGCCGAUCGUUUUCCGCCGCAACUUCGUUCGAUGUGCCACUGUUUGUAUCAGGUUCUGAGCAAACGUUUCCCCAACCUGCUGCAGAACAACAUCGGUGCCGUCGGGACGGUGAUCUUUCUUCGGUUCAUCAAUCCAGCGAUCGUUUCUCCACAGGAACUGGGCAUCGUUGGAAAGCAGGUUCCCACUCAGAUCAAACGAGGCCUGAUGUUGAUGUCCAAAAUUCUGCAAAACAUCGCCAACCACGUGGAAUUCUCCAAAGAACAGCACAUGCUUUGUUUCAACGAUUUUCUACGAUCGCACUUCGAGGGAGGUCGCCGGUUCUUCAUUCAGAUCGCAUCGGACUGUGAAACGGUUGAUCAAACGUCCCAUAGCAUGAGCUUCAUCUCGGAUGCGAACGUUCUGGCACUGCACCGACUGCUGUGGUCCCACCAGGAACGGAUUGGAGAUUACCUGUCGAGUAGCCGUGAUCAUAAGGCAGUGGGGAGACGACCGUUCGAUAAGAUGGCAACACUGUUGGCCUAUCUGGGACCUCCGGAGCACAAACCGGUCGACUCGCAUCUGCUGUUUUCUAGCUACGCUCGCUGGAGUUCGAUCGAUAUGUCGUCCACCAACUUCGAGGAGAUCAUGGUGAAACAUCAAAUGCACGAAAAGGAAGAGUUCAAAACUCUCAAGUCGAUGAACAUUUUCUAUCAGGCGGGAACUAGCAAAGCCGGUAAUCCCGUAUUCUACUACAUCGCACGACGGUAUAAAAUCGGCGAAACCAACGGUGAUCUGCUGAUCUAUCACGUCAUUCUUACGCUGAAACCGUUCUGCCAUUCCCCGUUCGAAGUGGUGAUCGAUUUUACGCACACCUGCUCGGACAACCGCUUCCGUACGGAGUUCCUGCAGAAGUGGUUCUACGUUCUGCCGGAGGUGGCCUACGAAAACCUACACGCAGCCUACAUCUACAACUGCAACUCGUGGGUACGGGAGUACACUAAAUUUCACGAUCGCAUACUUGCUCCCCUCAAAGGUUGCCGGAAGUUGAUCUUCCUAGACUCUCCAGCCAAGCUAAACGACGUGAUCGAUCCGGAACAGCAGAAACUGCCCGGUGCAACGCUUUCCCUCGACGAAGAUUUGAAGGUGUUUAACAAUGCCCUCAAACUGAGCCACAAAGAUACCAAGGUAGCGAUCAAGGUUGGUCCAACGGCACUGCAAAUUACGUCGGCCGAGAAAACCAAAGUUCUGGCCCACUCGGUUCUGCUGAACGAUGUUUACUACGCGUCGGAAAUCGAAGAGGUUUGUUUGGUGGAUGACAAUCAGUUUACGUUGUCGAUCGCCAACGAAAGCUCUCAGCUCAGUUUCAUCCACAACGACUGUGACAACAUAGUUCAAGCCAUAAUCCACAUCCGUAACCGGUGGGAACUGAGCCAACCGGAUUCCGUCACUGUUCAUCAGAAGAUCAGACCCAAGGAUGUCCCGGGAACGCUGCUAAACAUGGCCCUGCUUAAUUUAGGAUCAUCCGAUCCGAACCUACGAACUGCGGCUUACAAUCAACUGUGCGCACUGACGGCAACGUUCGAUCUGAAGAUCGAAGGACAACUGCUGGAAACUCAAGGCCUGUGUAUUCCCUCUAACAACACCAUUUUCAUCAAAUCGGUCAGUGAAACGUUGGCUACGAACGAACCGCACUUGACGCUGGAAUUCCUCGAAGAGUGUAUCCAAGGUUUCCAGCGAAGUACGAUCGAACUGAAGCAUUUAUGUCUGGAGUACAUGACACCUUGGUUGGCCAAUCUGGUGCGGUUCUGUAAGCCGUCGGAUGAAGGUAAACGACAGAAGCAGGUAGCGUUGAUCCUGGAAAAAUUGAUCAAUCUCACGAUCGAACAGAAGGAAAUGUAUCCUUCGAUUCAGGCCAAGAUUUGGGGCUCGAUCGGACAGAUCCCGGAACUGAUCGACAUGGUCCUGGACAAUUUCAUCCACAAAUCGGUCAGUUCGGGGCUGGGAUCGCCACAGGUGGAAAUCAUGGCCGAUACGGCAGUCGCACUGGCAUCCGCCAACGUGCAACUGGUGGCGAAGAAAGUCAUCGGUAGGCUGUGUCGAGUCAUGGACAAGACAUGCCAUUCACCGACGCAGUACCUGGAGCAGCACAUGAUGUGGGAUGACAUUGCGAUUCUUGCCCGCUACCUGCUGAUGUUGUCGUUCAACAAUUGCUUGGAUGUCGCACGCCAUUUGCCGUACCUGUUUCACACCGUAACUUUCCUAGUUUGCAGUGGAUCACUCUCGAUGCGAGCAUCGACGCACGGUCUAGUGAUCAACAUUAUUCACUCGCUCUGUACCUGCACCAAACCGUCCUUCUCGGAGGAAACCCAACGAGUGCUUCGACUUUCGCUGGAUGAAUUCUCUCUGCCUAAAUUUUACCUUCUGUUCGGUAUUAGCAAAGUGAAAUCUGCUGCCGUCACGGCAUUCCGGUCAUCCUGCCGGCACCCGAACGAUCGCUGGUUAGGUAAUGAACGAGUCUCGCAAGCACCGCCAGCCGAUCGGGAACGACUAGCCCUUCCAUCGCUGGAAGUCAUUACCGAUGCCCUGCUGGAAAUCAUGGAAGCUUGCAUGCGUGAUAUUCCGGACUGUGACUGGCUGCAGACAUGGACCUCGCUUGCCAAAAGUUUCGCCUUUUGCUAUAACCCAGCCCUACAACCGCGCGCUCUGAUCGUGUUCGGUUGCAUCUCGAAGAGCAUAACCGAUCAGGAUGUCAAACAGCUGCUUCGAAUUCUAGUCAAAGCCUUGGAAUCAUUCAACGAUAUUAUUCUGCUGGAAUCUCUAGUCAUGUGUCUUACCCGUCUGCAACCGCUGCUACGUCCCGAAUCUCCCAUCCACAAGGCUCUGUUCUGGGUGGCCGUCAGUGUACUCCAGCUGGACGAGUCGACUCUGUACGCUGCCGGAUUAGCGCUGCUAGAGCAAAAUCUGCACACACUCAACUCACAGCAGCUGUUCGACAAACAGAACAUUGCCGACGUUAUGAUGGCCACACGGGAACCGUUGGAGUGGCACUUCAAGCAGCUCGAUCACGCCGUCGGACUAUCGUUCAAGUCAAACUUUCACUUUGCGCUGGUGGGCCAUCUGCUGAAAGGGUUCCGACAUCCGACGCCGACGACGGUUUCUCGUACCUCCCGGGUGCUGACCAUGCUGCUGGGAAUCAUCGCGAAGCCUCAUCGGCGCGACAAGUUCGAAGUGACGCCGGAUAGUGUGGCCUAUUUGACGGCACUGGUUUGCCUAUCGGAAGAGGUCCGGUCGCGCUGUCACGUGAAACACACACUACCGCGCUGGCCAGUGGAAACCGGCGGAACCGUGGACUCCGGAACCGGUGGUGAUCCGUUGGCAACGGGAGGCGCUGCUGGUUCGCACAGUGGAACAGCUGGCAACCAGAAUGUACGCCGGCAGAAAUCCUGGGAUAUGCUGGACCAAUCGGCGAUCCAGUUCGCUCGACAAUCGCACAAAGUUCAACCGCACCAGGACCCGGCUAUCAGAGGAAAAUCCUGGCGAAGUUUAGAUUUAACCCAUAAUCCGCAUCUGGGUAUGAUAAGUCAUUCCACGUUUGUGUCACAUGCCUGUACUAAUACAAAUAUGAGUAGUAGUACGCCCUCUGCGUAUAACACGAGCACCUCCACCACUACCACUACCAAUAACAACAACAACACGAUUACCAACAACUCAAACAACACCACCGGCAGUGGUCAGCUCGGUGGCGCCUACCAUCGGAGCGAUUUCCGCAAUCGCCGUUCUUCGUCGGAACCGGUCAAUCAUCAAUUGGCCAAUCCGAACAUUGCCAAACUGUUGACCCUGAAACAGGCUCACGUUUACUCGGGUACCAGCAUCUCUCCCACUCCCCUCUCCACUGGGUUCGGUCAAACCUGUGGUAGUGGAAAUGCCGCCACUAUCACCACUACCACCACCACCACCACCACUACCAACCUGACCACUACUCAUACAAGUAUCACCACUACCAACAGUACGCUAACGAUCAAUACGGCCCACAGUAGCGCUACUAACAGUACUAGUCCGGCACAGUCUAUCGAAGAGAUUGAAAACGACGAUGAUGCGAAUAACUUCAUCGUCGACUGUUUGCAAGACAUUUCAUCGAUCAAAGACAAAUGCUCAAACACGGCCCGGUUACUCUUCAAGACGCAACGUUCGUUCUCGGUUCCUACACCCCGGGAACGGCAGGGAAAACCCGCCAAUGGGCAGAAGGAACGUGGAUCUCGUUCUUCAGUAUCGAACGAAUCGAACGUGCUGCUAGAUCCGGAAGUUCUACCGGAUUCGUCUACCCAGGCACUGGUACUGACGGUAUUGGCAACACUGGUUAAGUAUACCACCGAUGAAGCCGAGACGCGGGUUCUCUAUCAGUAUCUGGCCGAGGGAUCGGUUGUUUUCCCUAAAGUGUUUCCGGUCAUACACUCACUGCUCGACCAGAAAGUAAACAACGUGCUGUCAGUGUCAACUGAUCAGAUCGUGCUGGCGUCCGUUCAGAGCAUCAUCCAGAACAUGUUGGCGAGUGAGGAUGCUUCACAGCAGCCAUUGCACUUCCUGCAAAGUUGUGGUUUCGGCGGUUUGUGGCGUUUCGCUGGACCAUUCACUAAGUACAACAUGAUGGUGGAAUCGUCGGAACUGUUCGUCAACUGUCUGGAAGCAAUGGUCGAAACCUGUCUGCCGAUGGAGGAAAACUCCCCGAUGCCGCCAUCUCCCCGACCGUACAAUCUAAGCUCGAGUUUGAGCAGCUUGACGCUCGGUUCACCAACGGACAAAGCCUUUUCAUCAGAAUCCCUAGAUCACGACGGCUUUAGUGGUAGUGUUAGUUCACUGCGCAGAGCUUCCUGCAGUAAAGCACGUAGUACAAAGCAUCGAUUCGUUGAUAGUCCAACCCAUAAUAUUUGAACGGCACAUCUAACCUAGAAAACCCCGAUAUCACCUGCUAUCCACCAUCACAAUCAUCAAAAUUAAUCAAUCAAUAAUCCUGUAGACAGCAGAACAAAACAAAAAAAUGAAGGUAAUCUCAGAGUAAUAAAAAUGUACGUAGCUUUCAUUCACAUUAUAUCUAAAUGUAACAGAAGAUAACUGCAGUUUACACGCAUAUUCAUGAAUGGUUAAUCUAGAAAAAAAAUCAAACAAAAGUUCAAUGUGCAUUUACAACACGUUCUGACUCUGAAAACACCAUCAUACCCAGCUGAAGACUCGGGUUUCAUGGUACACUGGCAGACUUUUUACAAUAGUCCAGUAAAGUACCGUAACACCUGAAUACCUCCAAUGCACUUUGCACUUCAGUAUGAUACACCGCAAUCAACGAAUUAACACUUUAAACGCAAUACUACUACAACGCAUCUCUUUCUCUCUGCACCUACUAACUCACGAACCCUGCUACAGCUAGUGCAAACAAACAAAAAAAUAGCAUUAUGUGUAAUACAAAUUAGUAGAAAAACUGUCACCUUGACAUUUGCUUUUAUACACUUAACAACUUAACCCAGAAGAUCGAACAAAUUCAAUAUUCUUCAGUUCAUAGUUAGUUAUCAGUACAAACUGCAGACAAACGUGUGCCAAUAUAUUUUAUUGUACAGUAUGAAUACAUUAGUUGAAUUUGGUUAAAAGAAAAACAAACUAUUGGUAACCCGGCAGCUCUAAAAUCUCGUUGAUGACUGAAUAUCCUUCGCAUAGUUAUAUUUCACUGUUUAGUUUUGACGCUAAAAGUGUACUGAGCAGAGAUUCUAUCGAGGCCUGUUAUAGUAGAUGUAUCUAUAUAAAUAUUUUACUUGUUACUUCACAUAGCUCACACUACUGUGGUGCGGCAGUAAAAGCCGCACUUUUCACAAACAAGUACACCACAUAUGAUAUGCAAUAAAUAUUUUGUGUAAAAUAA
This is a messenger RNA of Malaya genurostris, 10062 nucleotides long. RefSeq names its product neurofibromin (gene Nf1). The transcript has 11 exons. Gene Ontology annotation, biological process: regulation of GTPase activity. NCBI's taxonomy places the organism in Eukaryota, Metazoa, Arthropoda, Insecta, Diptera, Culicidae. The record is from RefSeq and is a predicted model, not a curated record. The coding region runs from base 99 to 9086 and encodes 2995 amino acids.